AUGGAGGAGGUGUUGAUGUCUGAUGGGACUCGGGCAUCUGACACCUGCAUCGUGAAGCAGACGAUUGCCAACAUUCGGUACUCGUUCGAGUACUUGGGGAACACGCCACGCCUGGUCGUCACGCCUCUGACGGACAAGUGCUACAUGACGCUCACGGGCGCCAUACACUUGAACUAUGGAGGUGCGCCAGCCGGUCCAGCCGGAACUGGGAAGACAGAGACUACGAAGGAUCUCGGGAAAGCCUUGGCCGUUCCUGUGAUCGUCUUCAACUGCUCCGAUGGCUUGGACUACAAGAUCAUGGGACGCUUCUUCAGCGGCCUCGCACAGGCGGGCGCCUGGGCAUGCUUCGAUGAGUUUAACCGCAUCCAGGUGGGAGACUUUACUCGGGUCAUCGCACAGCAGAUGCUGACUGUUACCCAUGCCAUCCGAGCGCGAAAGGAAACUUUUGAGUUUGUCGGCCGCGAGAUCCCUCUGAACCCGCGUUUCGGGGUCUUCAUCACCAUGAACCCCGGCUAUGCGGGCCGAGCUGAAUUGCCGGACAAUCUCAAGUCCCUCUUCCGACCUGUGGCUAUGAUGGUGCCAGACUAUUGCCUCAUUGCGGAGAUCAUCCUCUACUCUGAGGGCUUUGGAAGUGCCACCGCGCUUGCGCGGAAGAUGGUGAACCUCUACAGCUUGUCCAGCGAGCAGCUCUCAAAGCAGGACCACUACGACUUUGGCAUGCGUGCGGUCAAGUCAGUCCUGGUCAUGGCUGGCCAGCUGAAGCGCAAGUACCCCACGCUAGUGGAGGAUGUGACGCUAAUCCGUGCUCUGCGAGACUCAAAUGUGCCAAAGUUCUUGUCCUUCGACCUCCCACUCUUCUUUGGAAUUAUCAGCGAUCUCUACCCUGAAGUCGAUGUGCCGUAUGCCCCGGGCUUGGGAACCGCUCGUUUGGUAGACUACGGAAGCCUGCAGAAGGAGAUCGAGAAUCAGCUGCGACUCUCCAAGCUGCAGGUGGUGCCCUCCUUCGUCGGUAAGAUCAUCCAGCUUCUGGAGACGCAGCUGGUGCGCCACGGCGUAAUGGUGGUUGGCCACACCUUCAUCGGCAAGUCAACCAACAUUCAGAUCCUCUCCAAGGCACUCUCAAAGCUGCGGCAGGACCUCACACCGCCAGGGGUUCCGGAUGGCUUCCGCGCAGGCAUGGCUGUUGGGGGUGGGUCCUCGGGUGAGCUCGUGGUUGCCAGUGCAGAGAAAGUGCACUUUUUGCCAAGCACGUUCUGUGACGCAGGUCGAAUCCAGGCAGCUACGACAUCCAGGGGUCGUUUUCGCAAAGACAUCCAAGAGGACGAGAGGCUAACGUUUGGGAAGCACAAUGGCCUGACUUUCCGGGAAGCCUUGCAGAAGGACCCCGGCUAUGCGUUGUGGUGCUCUGAGCAGCCAGAGGCAAGUUUGGGCAUGCGACGCUUCGUCCAGUAUGCAGAGGAUCAGGGCGCUGUUGUUGCCCCAGCCCCAAAGAAGCAGAAGACUUCCGUUGCCAAAGUCUCGGCGGAAGAUAGCUUGACAAGCUCUGACUCUCAGGGUGCCUUCCCCGCGCCUGGUGCCCUGUCUGCGUCUUUGGAUGGAUUUACAUUUCAGCCGCAGCCGUCGCCUGUGCGUGGGUCGCAAUACUUCAGGCCGUCGGGAGAGCCUCGGCGAGCUGAGCCCCCACCGCAGCUUUGCGCCGCUCCAGCCGCUGUGCCACCAGCUACGCCCACAGGUGGCCAAGCAUGGCCACCACAACAGAGUUUUUUUGUUCCAGAACGUCCAGUGCAGGAAAUGCAUGGGCAGCAGACCCCAGCUCCCGCAGCGUGCGAAAUGCGCCCGCAGCAAUUUUCAGGAGUUUCGCAGCUUCCUCCCCCACAGCACACGUCCAACUUCCAGUCCUCGCUGCAUUCGCAGCAAAUGCCCGAAACAUCUUUCCACCCCGCCCUCAUGCUGCAGCGGCCACCGCAGCAGCAGCAACAGCAUAAUCCUUAUGCCCAGCUAGCACAACAGCAACAAAUUCCAUCGCAGUCGUUGCAGCCGCUGCCAUUUCAUCACCAUCAACCUCAAUCCGGGCAGCCGCAACAGCUGAUGGCUUUGCAGCAGCAGCACUGUCAGACGGAGCAGCGCCCGCAGCCCUUGCAUCAGCCGCAGCAAUUUCAUCACCAGUACUUGCAGCCGCCAGAGCAACGGUGCUCGUUGCAGCAGCUGCCACCUCAGCAACAGCCGCAACACCAGCAACGCUUGCAGCCUCCGCAACACCAGCAUCUACAGCAUCAAGUGCCGGCGUCCCCCCAUCUGCCAUACUUGCAGCAGCAGCAGCAGCAGCAGCGCCAGCCACAGCAGAUCCAGCAGCCGUGGCAGCAGCAGCCGGUGCAGCAGCCGCAGCAGGUGCCACAGCCAGUGCUGCCGCAGCCGCGAUUUGCUCAGCCACAGGUGCAGCCAUUGCAGUCACAGCAACCGCCGCCACUGCCACGAACGACUCAGUCGCCAAGAGGAUCUCAGAGCCAACACUCGGCACAUCAGCAACGCCAAGCAGUUGAAGAAGCCUUGAAAGCCUUCGAUGGCACUUUCGAGGUCGAACUGCUUGGACGCGAUGGCUUCUUAGUGCGGACGUCGAAGAAGCUGCCUGCGAAGGUCUUCGCCGCAAUGCGACACUGGCCAGGUGCCAAUUCAGCAGGGAAGAGGCUUCAAUUUGAUGCCGCGUCGUACAAGAAGGUGGUGCAGCAGUUGUUGGACCUAUGUGGCCCCGAAAAGGUGCAGCUGCCUCCGAACUGGGUCCUCGCUACAGUGCCGAAUUUCCGUAGCUUUGGCAAAGUACGUGUGAGCAAAAAGGUCGCCCAUGUUCUUCUUGCCGAUGUGACGGGGAAGGUGCUGCCUGAGACUGCCGCGAGUGUUGACGGCAAUGAGGUGCUCCCAUACCAGCGCGAGGCGGUGAACUUUGCGCUCCGCCGUGGGGGGCGCGUGCUUCUGGCAGAUGAGAUGGGCUUGGGGAAGACGGCACAGGCCCUCACAUUGUGCAACCAGUUCCCUGAUGACUUCCCGUUGCUGGUGGUUUGUCCUUCAUCCCUGCGGGGCAACUGGCGUGAAGAGGCUGCCCGGUGGCUGCCAAAGUCAGUGGUGGCCAACUCGGAGCGUCACAUCCAGGUUGUGCGCAAGGGCUCAGACAAGUUGCGCCGAGAGGCGCGCGUGGUAAUUGUGAGCUACGACCUGAUCGCACGAGAGGAAACCUUCCGGCAAUCAGCUCAUGGCAAGAAGUACCGCAUGGUCAUCUGCGAUGAAGCUCACUACCUCAAGACGCCUCUGUCUCAACGGUCUCAGGCGCUCCGUCCCAUCCUCCAGCAGACUCGCAGAUGCGCAUUGCUCACAGGGACACCGGCCCUGGCGAAGGCCUCGGAGCUCUACUCCUUGCUGGACUGCCUGCUACCGGGAUUGCUGCCUGACACCCACGACCAGUUCUGUGAAAGAUAUUGCAACGAGAAGACGCUCAGAUUGGGUCGACGGCACGUGAAGCAAUGGGAAGGCAGUCGCUUGGGAGAUGAGCUUUAUGCUGUGCUGGACACUGUCAUGAUUCGGCGCUUCAAGAAGGACGUGCUGAGCCAACUUCCACCCAAGCGGAGACAGCGCGUGGUGCUGGAGAAGCUGAGCAACGAGCAAGGUGUGCUGCAAGAGCUUCGCGAGAAGAUGGGCGAAUUCCAGAGAAGCAAGGAAAUGGGCGAGCAAGGUGAGCAGGGUGGACAGGGAAAUGCCGCUGCGACGGAGCUUUUCAGGCUCACUGGCUUGGCCAAAGUCGAAGCCGUUGCGGAGUAUGUGCAAUAUCUGGUGGAGGCUCAGUGCCGCUUCCUGCUUUUCGCGCACCAUCAAGCGGUAAUGGACACUUUGCAGCAGAAGCUGGAGAAGCUGAAGACUGGAUUCAUCCGCAUCGAUGGCAAAACUCCAGCGCAUCACCGAGAUCAGUUGGUAAACGAUUUUCGCUCGAAUCCAUCGAAGCAGGUGGCACUGCUCUCCAUCACGGCUUGCGGCCAGGGGCUCAACCUCCAGGUUUGCUCCACCGUGGUCUUUGCCGAGCUGCACUGGACGCCUGGUGUGCUGCUUCAGGCGGAAGAUCGCGCGCAUCGAAUGGGCCAGCAGGAGUCUGUCAAUGUUCACUAUCUCAUCGCCAGAGACACGCUGGAUGACAGCUUGUAUCAAAUGCUGGAGCGCAAGCAGCACGAUGUCGGUGUCAUGGUCGAUGGGCAGGCCUCCAAGAUUGGUGCUGACAACGUUGGCUCAAAGGGCACCUUCACGAAGUCGACCCUCCCGCCCAAGGUGGCAGAGCCGGCAGGCGCAUCGGCGGCUGCUGAGCCCACACCGCAAGAGGCACCAAGCGGGAGCACAGACGAUCCCCGGCAGCUUCGACUAUUCUUUCCAACUCCGAGACAGGAAGCAAGCGCAGAGGAUGCCAGAGAGGAUAGCUGGGUGUCGGAGCCACCGGUGUCCAUCGACGUGGACUGA
This is a messenger RNA of Symbiodinium pilosum, 4491 nucleotides long. NCBI's taxonomy places the organism in Eukaryota, Dinophyceae, Suessiales, Symbiodiniaceae. The record is from the annotation of a GenBank genome assembly.